Molecule: messenger RNA, 2680 nt
Organism: Cadophora gregata
Lineage: Eukaryota; Fungi; Ascomycota; Leotiomycetes; Helotiales; Ploettnerulaceae
Exons: 3
Coding region: 255-1532 (425 amino acids)
Source: RefSeq, a predicted model, not a curated record
CAACAUUGUGACGUGCCUAAACCGUGGUCUUCAGCCUCGCCUCGUAGCCUUGCAUGAAAGUGUGGGACUAAAUUUCACUCCCAAGCACCCUCCAUCAGCAGCGAUUUCCCAGAUAGUUGAUUUCGAAUGGUCCCAAAGCCGCAAGUUUUGUUACAAAAUUGAUGACACAAUUUAUGCUGGGAUGAAUUGAGCAGAAUCUUCCUUGAGCUGAGGAAGCUUGGAGUCAGUAACUUACAUCGCAGCGGGGAGUAAAUAUGGAAUCGUUACGGCAAAGGGCCCUCUGGGGCAGCACGAGGGUAUAUGUGUGUUCAACACGACAGUCUUUGGGAGGCUAUGCAUGCCGGAGGAAUCUCAGCCAAAGCACAACUCUGAAAGCCGCGAAAUUGUCGAAAGGAAAGCCAAAGCCUCCAAAGCCUCAGAAGCCUCAGAAGCCCUCUCCCGCGACAACACCCAAGAAGCAUAAUGAAUACAAGCCGCACACUCCCAAGUCUGCCAUUUCGAAGCCCAGUCCUCAAACCUCGGCCGUCAAGCCCAAUACGAAUCCGAACCCUUUCAAGCACCGGAUUAUCCCCAUGUUCUUCGGGGGAAUCGCUCUAGCAUGUUUCUCAGGUGGAUUAGCAUAUCUGUAUAUCAUGUUCAACCAGGAAGGAGAUGGGCCGAGCAAGACAACACCUGAUGAGCAAGAAGAUGUCUCGAAACGGUACGAUCAAAUCGCGAGGACAUUCGACGACACAGUAGACUCUACUGAGUCAAUGAUGGGCAUAUCUUCUCUGCGACAGAAACUAGUAUCGCAGGCUGUAGGCGACGUCCUUGAAGUAUCCAUAGGGACAGGCCGGAAUUUAGAAUUCUACUCGUUCGAUUUCAAGGGCUAUCAAGGCGUGGGGAAGGUUGAUGAAAAGGGACUUAUCAAGAAAGGAAAGGUUAGGAGUCUCACGGCCGUGGAUAAGAGUGGAGAGAUGCUGGAGAUUGCUCAUGAGAAAUUUGGGAAGAUGUUUCCUGGCAUUCUUGGGGUGAGAUGGGUCAUAGCCGAUGCGGCUGAGAAAGGAGCGAUUCCUGGACCGCCGAGAAGUGCUAGUGAGCGGAGUGGGAAUCUGGAGAAGAAAUACGAUACUGUGGUGCAGACUAUGGGUCUGUGCUCUGUGAGUGAUCCGGUCGCGCUGUUGAGGAACCUAGGGGAGUGUGUGAAAGAGGAUGAGGGGAGGAUAUUGCUUUUAGAGCAUGGGAGAGGAAAGUGGGAAUGGCUGAACAAGUACCUGGAUAGGUCCGCUGAGGGUCAUGCAAAGCUGUAUGGAUGUUGGUGGAAUAGAGACAUGCGGACAAUUGUCGAGGAGAGCGGAUUGGAGGUCGUCAAGAUCGAGACGCCAAAAUGGUGGCAUGGCGGCACCACUUGGUGGAUCGAAUUGAAAAAGCCAAAGACUAAAGCAAGUCCCUCGGCCUCCCAAGCAAAUGAGAAGACGAAGUCGGCUUUGCCAGAAGUUGAAGCAAACAGGAAGGAAGAGCCGGUGGCCAAAUCAAAGAAGGGCUGGUGGUAGACCUUUCUAGCUGUAAAACAAGCGUAUUCUAAUGAAUUGGUUCUUAGAAAAGCUUGUCAGCCAAUAAUAUGUAUUCAUCGUAGAACUCUUCGUUCUGCUGUCCAAUCCAUGAGGCUAUCUCACCACUAAGAUGCGAGUGUUCAACGAGCAUAAAGGUGGUAAACAAGCGAGGGUGGAUCGACCUCAGGUAAACAAAGCUCGCUUGCAUGGUUUACGCCAAAUUCCAAGGUGUUGGAAAAGCCACGACUUCGAAAAAGAUGGAAUUUAACAGCAUUUACGAAGGAAUCAAAUCAAAUGCUGGUGACUAAAUAAUGAACGCGAAAGAGAGUUGACCGCCUGAGUAACUCAUUCCUCCUCCUCAGCCGCGUUCGCUGAGAGUGACUUUUUUUUUCCAAUCGAUUGCAGAGUUUGCAAGGAGCGAAGAUUUGUUCAAUUCAGCCGCUGAACUUAGUAGAUCGAGCGGGUCAAUUAGAAUAUAUUCCUGAAGUCUUAUACAACCUCUAGGGAUCCUACAAAAGCGAGCUAGACAACCUAACACGAUACUUGAGAGGGAAUUCUGGAUUACUCUAAAGUGUUGUAUCCCAGUGUUUUACUAAAGUUUGCUCCCCUUCCUCAACUCAUCCUCCAGUAUCAAGCCAGGCACUCCCCCUCGACUCCCAUCCAUAGUAACACAAUCAUCGACGCACUCCGCCGGCCAUUUCCACUUCUCCUUGAACUCCUCAGGACACUUGCCCUCCACGCAAUCCACAAUCCGAUCGCCAAUAACAGGCAGGAAUUUAUACCCAUGGCCACUCCCUCCUGUUGCUAAGAAUAGCCCUUCAUAGUCAGGGUGAUACGUGAUGAUGAAAUCUCCAUUCGGUGUAUCCGUGUACCAGCAAAUCUUGCUCUUGGUAAAUGGCCGUUCGGCGAGUGAGGGGAUCAUUUCUCGCAGGGCUUUGCGACAUGCUCUCUCGCCUUCUUGAGGAACCCAGAGGUUUGGGUCGUCGUGGGUAGUUUUAGGUAGCGAAACAGAGAUUUUCUCAGAUGGGUCAUCUGGAGAUGGUAUUGACUUAGGAUUCGAAAGCCCAUACCCGUGCCGCGCUACUUUGAGAACCCGGUUUGAAGGAGGAAUGAUGAACAUGCCUGUACUCAUAUUGAGUAAUACAGGA